Molecule: messenger RNA, 1702 nt
Organism: Orussus abietinus
Lineage: Eukaryota; Metazoa; Arthropoda; Insecta; Hymenoptera; Orussidae
Product: sodium/potassium/calcium exchanger 4
Exons: 9
Coding region: 88-1581 (497 amino acids)
Biological process (GO): calcium ion transmembrane transport; intracellular calcium ion homeostasis
Cellular component (GO): membrane
Molecular function (GO): calcium, potassium:sodium antiporter activity; calcium channel activity
Source: RefSeq, a predicted model, not a curated record
GAAAUCCUCGAACGCGAAGGAGCAAGGCUCUUAUUUGGAAACAGAAGUCGAUUUCGACGGUUCCCUUUUGUUUCUUUUUCUGCCGAAAUGGCCAGAAGGCACAGACACUUGAUCGGGUACAGAAUUCUUCUGGUACUCGUCAUACCGACGAUGUACUUUCUUUGUGUAAGCGUAGCUGGCCUUUUUUCAAGUGACGUAGGGGGCGGACGAAAUCUGCAAAGUAUACGAUUAAGGAAAAUUUUGGGAAUCGAGACGAAUACGGAGACAACGAUAAACUGCACUUCGCCGGCUGUUAAUGAAUUUCCGCCGGACGGGUUGACUCGGCAACAAAGACAAUCUGGUUUUGUUGCAAUACACGUUAUCAUCGUCACGUACCUUUUUCUGGUACUAGCGAUUGUUUGCGACGACUAUUUCAUACCUUCGAUCAAAAUGAUCUGCGAAAAGCUUAAUGUUGCAAAAGACGUCGCCGGGGCGACUUUAAUGGCUGCCGCAACCUCCAGUCCGGAAUUAUUCAUCAAUGUCGUCGGAACUUUUGUUACGGAAGGCGACCUGGGAGUUGGAACAAUAGUCGGUUCCGCAGUAUUUAAUAUUCUCGCAGUACCUGCUUGUUGCGGAUUGUUCGCCAGCCAGGUCUUGGAGCUGGAAUGGUGGCCAGUGAGCAGGGAUUCCCUGUGUUAUGGAAUCACCGUAGGAUUAUUAAUAGUGACCCUAAAAGACGGACGCGUGGAAUGGUACGAAGCCCUCGUUCUCGUCGUCGCCUACGUUCUCUACAUUCUUGCCAUGGCCUUCAACGAGCGGAUAAGUAAUUUCAUGAACUGGGCGCUGGCGAGGAGAAGAAAGUACAAAAAUCUGAGCGAGGAAAGUCCUCUCGUUCCUAAAAAUCUCAACAAAGAGAAGAACGUCCACUCUUUCGAGCUCAGCGACGACGAUUCAGUGGAGAUCGUAAAUAUGACUCAAUGGCCGAAUUCGAAAUUGGAGAGGAUUUGGUGGCUCCUUACUUGGCCGAUCAAUCUCGUUCUUCUCGUGACGGUUCCCGACUGCAGACGGAAGUCUCUUAGAUCUUGGUACCCUCUCACAUUUAUUAUGUGCAUCGUCUGGAUAGCGUUAAUAUCCUACGUCGUCGCCUGGAUCAUCACCAUAAUAGGCGACACCCUCACCAUUCCCGACUCCGUGAUGGGACUGACAUUCCUAGCAGCUGGGAUGAGCGUUCCCGAAGCGGUUUCAAGCGUUAUUGUCACCAAUCACGGACACGGCACUAUGGGCAUCAGUAACUCGAUAGGGUCGAACAUCUUCGACGUGUUGCUGUGUCUGGGAUUACCCUGGUUCAUCAAAUCUGCCUUCCUGCCGAAAACUCCAGGACUGUAUUCCGUGAAAAUUAAUUCAGAGGGUUUGGUGUACAGCUCGGUCUCGUUGCUCUCCACGUUGCUUCUAUUGUACUUAAUGCUGUUCAUCAACAAAUUCAAGCUGGACCGCAAAGUCGGAUUCCAGUGCUUGACGAUGUACGGGAUCUUCUUGAUCCUGGCAUCUCUCAUCGAGCUCAACAUCUUCUUCGUAGUCAACAUGCCUACUUGUGUUCAUUAGCUUGUACUCGUAGAUGGAUAUUCUGAAAAGGAAAGCGUAACGAGUACUCGCUGAUAUUUGUAUAUAGAGAGAGACGGAAUUCUACAUAUGUAUAUAUAUACAUAUAUUCCUCUCGUGUAAA